CUCGAGUGAUGUUCCUGAACACAGCAGACGGAUGUAAAGAUAAUCACACACAACGGAUGGAACAUGGCAUUUAUUUCCACAAGGGUGAUUUUUAGUCCUGCGUUGAGGCAAACUUUCAAGCAAAUUAUUUUUGCGAAGCAACUAAAAUGUCAAUGUCAAUUGAACAGUCGGCUGUUCCUUCCAACUGUUACCAGUCAGAGAUUCUAUGCAGAAAAGAAGGUAUUUAGCCGCGAUAAACCACAUUGUAAUAUAGGUACUAUAGGUCAUGUAGAUCAUGGCAAAACCACUCUAACAGCAGCUAUUACCAAAGUUUUGUCUGAGAAGCAUUUAGCAAAAGCUAAAGGAUAUAGUGAGAUUGAUAAUGCUCCUGAAGAAAAGGCUCGUGGCAUUACCAUUAAUGUCGCACAUAUUGAAUAUCAAACAGAAAGUCGUCAUUAUGGACACACAGAUUGCCCAGGCCAUGCUGAUUAUAUAAAAAAUAUGAUCACAGGAACUGCUCAAAUGGAUGGCGCUGUAUUGGUUGUUGCUGCCACCGAUGGUACAAUGCCACAAACUAGAGAGCAUUUGCUCCUUGCUAAACAAAUUGGUAUCCAGCAUAUUGUUGUGUUUAUUAACAAGAUUGAUGCUGCUGAUUCAGAAAUGGUAGAAUUGGUAGAAAUGGAAAUACGAGAGUUGUUUUCUGAAAUGGGUUACGACGGCGAUAAUAUUCCAAUAGCAAAAGGUAGUGCACUUUGCGCACUUGAAGGGAAAAGUCCUGAAAUAGGUUCACAAGCUGUCCUGCAGCUGCUAGAAAUGGUAGAUAAACAUAUCCCGACUCCAAUGAGAGAACUGGAUAAGCCCUUCUUACUUCCGGUAGAGAAUGUAUAUUCUAUUCCUGGUAGAGGUACCGUGGUUACCGGUAGACUAGAGCGUGGUAAACUAAAGAAGGGAACGGAAUGCGAGUUUAUUGGUUAUAACAAAGUUUUUAAAAGCACGGUCACAGGUAUAGAGAUGUUCCAUCAAAUAUUGGAAGAAGCUCACGCCGGGGAUCAACUUGGCGCUUUAGUGAGAGGCUUAAAGAGAGACGAAGUAAGAAGAGGCAUGAUAAUGUGUAAACCUGGCUCUAUGAAAGCGUACGAUCAUGUAGAAGCACAAGUGUACUUGUUAAGUAAAGAAGAAGGUGGUAGAAAAAAACCUGUUGCGAAUAUGAUACAAUUACAGAUGUUCUGUAGAACGUGGGACAUUGCAGCACAAUGUACGGUAGUGGGAAAGGACUUGGCCAUGCCAGGAGAAGAUUCCACAAUUAUACUAAAAUUGAUAAGACCAAUGGUAUUGGAAAAGGGACACCGUUUUACAUUACGAGAUGGAAUGGUAACUCUAGGAACUGGUGUAAUCACUAACACCCUGAAAUCACUUACGGACUCAGAGCGACAUGAUCUUCUCGAAGGCAAAAAGGCACUACUGAAGAAGGAAAAGAAAGCACAACAAAAUUAGACUCGAUAAAUAUUUGUUACAAAAUAAAGCAGAAUUGUUCUGUGUAAUAAAUAAAGAAAACAUAAAUCAGCUUAGUGAAAGUAAUAAGAUGCGCAAGAUAUGACCAUCAUAGAUAAUACAAUAAUGAUAAUAAAAAACGCAUUUUACUACAUUGUAAAUCAUAUAAUUUUAUUCAUUAACAAAGAACAAAUAUCAACUCAGUUAUUGAUACAUGUUAUUAAUAUUAUACAUACACAGGAUGACCCACAUAAAGUGUUACAAGCUACUAUCUCAAAAAUAUGUGUCAAAUGAGAAAAAUAUGUUCAGACAAAAGUUUUACAACUUCGAGAACAACAUUCGAAAGGUUUAGUUAUUUGGGCAUUUGAGUAAUACAAAUGUCAGCGAUAACUUUCAAGCCUUAUAAUUUCAAUAAGUAAUAAACUGAAGGAUUACAUUAAAUUUCAUUACCUUGCGCAAGGUAAUGAAAAUUUAAUUUGCCACCCAAGAAAAUCGAUGUUUCCAUCUUGUGUCUCCCUUGAAAUCACAAAAAUUUAUCUGAACAUAAUUUUUUUGAC
Messenger RNA from Cyphomyrmex costatus, 2027 nucleotides. RefSeq names its product elongation factor Tu, mitochondrial. NCBI's taxonomy places the organism in Eukaryota, Metazoa, Arthropoda, Insecta, Hymenoptera, Formicidae. Gene Ontology annotation, molecular function: translation elongation factor activity; GTPase activity; GTP binding. The record is from RefSeq and is a predicted model, not a curated record. Gene Ontology annotation, biological process: mitochondrial translational elongation. The coding region runs from base 64 to 1473 and encodes 469 amino acids. The transcript is spliced from 6 exons. Gene Ontology annotation, cellular component: mitochondrion.